GAACACUGGUCAAUGCUGCAGCUGGAGUUUGUUUAGUAUUUUUAUUUACAUUUCCAGGAUGGCGUAAAGGGCCUGACAGGGCCCUGUUUCGCUGGGUGCUGUACAGACACGGAGCAAGACACCAUCUGUGCCCCACAGAAUUUGCUUAUCUAACUAGAUGAGACAGGACCAUUAGCCCCAUUUUACACAUGGAAAACUGAGGCACAAAGUGAUGCACUGACUCGCCCAAUGUCACCCUGGGCGUCUGCAGCAGACCUGAGCCCCCGUCUCUUGGGCUUCAGUCUAGUCUCCAAAGCACAAGGAAGCUUUCAUCCCAGCAGGGUGCACUCUGGCUUUGCGCCUUGCCUGUGUGGCACAUGAGGCCUCGGGGCUCUGGCGGUGAAACCCUUCCACCUCCAUCCUAGUCCUGUUAACCCAGUCUCAGAGGAGCAGCCCUGCGAGUCUGGAACUUUAUAAACAACCCCUAGUCUUGAGGCAGCUUAGAGACCCACAAAAAAAAAAUCGAGCUGAGCACCGACGCACCUUGUUACACCGAUGGACGCUUCCCCCUCCUCCUCUGUUUGCACCGCCCACCUUUGCCACCCCUGGGACGGCGCAGUGCACCGCCACCCUCCAGAGGGCGCUGCGCGGCAUAGGCCGGCGCUCCUCCAGCCAGCCCGCUCCACUCGGUGGUGGGCGCAAUGCCUUCUGGGGGCUGUAGUCCAAACCUCCGGGCGGCUCUGUAGAACGCAACCAGGGAUUGGGGGCAAGACGACUACAUUUCCCAGGGGGCAGCGGGAGGGCUUGUGCAUGCAUGGGCUUUUUGCAAGAAGUUGCUCCGGCUGUAAGCUGCUCCCGCUUGGGAUGGUGCAUUAGGGGGGCCAGGCAUUGAGUGCGAUGGCUGAGUGUGCGGGGGAGAUCGUGUAUCAGAGGGAGGGGCAGCAGGCUGCAGACUGCGCCGCGACCGACGACUCCGCUUUGAUCCGCUCCUACGACCGAGCCGUCCGCUCCUAUCAGGACGCCCUACGAGCUGGGGAAAAGGACCAGGCAUCUGAGAGGUCUGAGCCCUCAGCCUCCAGCGGGGCGGAGAGCGAGGGCGAUGCAGAGGAGGAGGAGAAACAGGAGGAAAGCUCCAAGUGGAAAGUGGGUGACGCCUGCUGUGCCGUCUGGUCCGAAGACGGGCUGUUGUACCCGGCUCACGUCGUGUCCCUGAGCAAGGAGGGGGGCAGCUGCACGGUGGAAUACGAGCACUACGGCAACCGGGAGGAGCAGCGGCUGGCGGGCCCGCUCCCCCCCCGCGCGCGGUGA
This is a messenger RNA of Pelodiscus sinensis (Chinese soft-shelled turtle), 1287 nucleotides long. The record is from RefSeq and is a predicted model, not a curated record. Lineage: Eukaryota; Metazoa; Chordata; Testudines; Trionychidae.